Messenger RNA from Dufourea novaeangliae, 1533 nucleotides. It is a transcript of the gene Fitm, whose product is annotated as FIT family protein CG10671. Lineage: Eukaryota; Metazoa; Arthropoda; Insecta; Hymenoptera; Halictidae. Gene Ontology annotation, biological process: lipid droplet organization; lipid storage; phospholipid biosynthetic process. Gene Ontology annotation, cellular component: endoplasmic reticulum membrane. The record is from RefSeq and is a predicted model, not a curated record. The coding region runs from base 194 to 1408 and encodes 404 amino acids. The transcript has 2 exons.
UGUUCUAUACAGUGCGUGUGAAUCCUACUGAUCAUUUGUACCAGCUGUUGAUCCAUAUAACUGAUAUAUCAAAGCUGUGUUAACUCUAUGUGAAAGAAACAAUAAAAGGAAAUAAAAAUCUAACCUUAAUCGUGUAAGAGAAAAUCACUCGACAUGCGGCUACGUAACGUAUGUCCGAGGUACGAAUAGACGUAUGUGCGAUAACAUUUGUACUGGUUAUACGAUGGCUACGGGAAAGCGAAGAAGUGUGCAUACGACGCUUGGAAAUUCCACGAUGUUUGGUUCAACGGCAAGUAAUGUAAGGUCAAGUCGUUUAAACUUCCGUCCAAAUUCAACUCAAGAGGACAGAGGCGGAACACGACCGACCGCUGCUCCGAGCUCCAUAGGACUUAUCCUCGUAACGAUGUUUUUACAUGUUUGCAAGAAAUCAUUACUAUUCGAUACAAGACUCAAGGUUGCUAUAUAUUGCGGAGCGAUAUUCGUAGUAUCGCUCAUAGCAGACUUUAUGACAAUGCCAAGAACGUAUUUCUCGCGUUCAGAUAACGCGCUUAACCAAUACUUCGUGAAGUGGGGAUGGGGAUGGCUGCUGUCCGUAACCGUUCCAUGGGUUGCAUUGACUGCGCACACACUUGGCUGCGGCCGUAGAUCUGUUUUAUUGAAACACCUUGCCAGACUGGGUUUAGCAACAAUUGCAUGGUUAAUGUGGAUCAGACUGUUUAAUUACAUCGAGACGACUUACGGCCGAUGCCUUAACACAAGAGACAUUCAACUGCAAACGAAAACGAAAUGCCUUCAGUCCGGUAGAUUUUGGAGUGGUCUCGAUAUAUCCGGACACACGUUCAUUCUGAUAUACUCGAGCUUAAUUCUGGCAGAAGAAGGCUCGUCGUUAGUCGGAUGGGAGGGUAUAAAAGAUCUGGUUAUGCGGGAAGAGCACUCGCGAAUCACUCCAAACGAUCCCAGCAGCGGACCACUUCGGAAUCUAUCGAACUCUGAUUUGGAAAUCUUGAAGAAGGCGCAUAAAGCGCUCACGCCUUAUCUCAGGGGACUUUUCGUCGCGAUGACGUUACAGCAAUUACUUUGGGAUGUUAUGCUGGUGUCUACGAUGCUGUAUUAUCACAUUAUGAUAGAAAAAUUCAUCGGCGGUGUAGUCGCCGUUUUAACGUGGUACGUUACGUACCAGUGGUGGUAUAAGUCGUCGAAGGCUUCGUUACCCCCGCCUGGUGAUGGUUUAUUUAAAUAUAACGAGGUGAAGGUUUACGAUAACAACACCUCGACCAGGUCGAGACGCAGCACUUUGAAUGGUACAAAUAGAUUUAUGGGAUUUCCUAUUCGCAUGAACCAAGAUAAUGCCGAUACGAGCAGUAUCAACAGACAAUCGGAUUCUGAUGUAACAAGUUCUAGAAUAUGAAAAUUGUCAAAGACUCUGAGCUUCUUUUCUUUAUUGGUUGGAUUGGUCAAAGUUUCUGAUAUUUUUAAGUGGCUUCCUUAUACACAUAUUACAUGCAAAUAAGGCGUAACUUAUUAAAAAGAACG